This is a messenger RNA of Dromaius novaehollandiae (emu), 1163 nucleotides long. It is a transcript of the gene RNF121, whose product is annotated as ring finger protein 121. NCBI's taxonomy places the organism in Eukaryota, Metazoa, Chordata, Aves, Casuariiformes, Dromaiidae. Gene Ontology annotation, cellular component: endoplasmic reticulum membrane; Golgi membrane. The transcript has 9 exons. Gene Ontology annotation, molecular function: metal ion binding; ubiquitin protein ligase activity. The record is from RefSeq and is a predicted model, not a curated record. The coding region runs from base 42 to 1019 and encodes 325 amino acids.
CGGCGGAAGUAGUUGGCCGUGGGGGACGGGGGGGGGAAAAGAUGGCGGCGGUGCUGGAAGUGGAGGUUGGCGGCGCCGUCGAGCGGGACGUGGAGGAGGUCGAUCUUUCGCACUUGUCUCCAGAAGAGAGAUGGAGGGUGGAGCAUGCACGGAUGCAUGCCAAACACCGUGGCCACGAGGCUAUGCAUGCCGAAAUGGUCCUCAUCCUUAUCGCCACGUUAGUGGUUGCACAGCUCCUCUUGGUUCAGUGGAAACAGAGACACCCUCGCUCCUACAAUAUGGUGACCCUCUUCCAGAUGUGGGUAGUGCCUCUGUAUUUCACAAUAAAGCUGUAUUGGUGGCGGUUCUUGGUAAUCUGGGUGCUCUUCUCCGCGGUCACAGCUUUUGUCACCUUCAGGGCGACUCGAAAACCACUGGUACAGACAACGCCCAGGCUGGUUUAUAAAUGGUUUCUACUAAUAUACAAAAUCAGCUAUGCCACUGGAAUCAUUGGGUACAUGGCUGUGAUGUUUACACUUUUUGGUCUUAACUUUUUAUUCAGAAUCAAACCAGAAGAUGCAAUGGACUUUGGCAUCUCCCUCCUCUUCUAUGGUCUUUACUAUGGGGUCCUGGAGCGGGACUUUGCUGAGAUGUGUGCGGAUUACAUGGCCUCAACUAUUGGGUUCUACAGCGCCUCGGGAAUGCCCACGAAGCACCUCUCCGACAGCGUCUGCGCUGUGUGCGGCCAGCAGAUCUUCGUGGACGUCAACGAGGAGGGGAUCAUCGAGAACACGUAUCGCCUCUCCUGUAAUCACGUGUUUCACGAGUUCUGUAUCCGUGGCUGGUGCAUCGUCGGCAAGAAGCAGACGUGUCCGUACUGCAAGGAGAAGGUGGAUCUCAAGAGGAUGUUCAGUAACCCCUGGGAAAGGCCUCACGUCAUGUACGGGCAGCUGCUGGACUGGCUGCGUUACCUGGUGGCCUGGCAGCCGGUCAUCAUCGGACUGGUGCAGGGCAUCAACUACGUCCUGGGCCUGGAGUAAGGGCAGGCGCCGGGGAAGCCGUGGAGCCACGAGAGGACCGAGCCGAGGGCAGAGGACAGCAGCGGGCCGGGGAGGCUGGUUUUUAUCCUUCACCUCUCAGGAUCUUGGCCGCCCUCAAGGACCGCGGUGGCAGGGGCUGAUGGA